This is a messenger RNA of Cryptomeria japonica (Japanese cedar), 1029 nucleotides long. Its product is annotated as disease resistance protein RPM1-like. Bases 1 to 1029 code for a protein of 342 amino acids. The record is from RefSeq and is a predicted model, not a curated record. NCBI's taxonomy places the organism in Eukaryota, Viridiplantae, Streptophyta, Pinopsida, Cupressales, Cupressaceae. The transcript has a single exon.
AUGAGAUUAUUAAGGGUUCUCGACUUAACCUAUACCCAGAUCUCAACAUUGCCCCACUGUAUUGGAAAGCUGAAACUUCUCAAGCUUUUAAAUUUGUCAAGCACAAGAAUUGAGGAGGUACCAAUCUGUGUGAGAAGUCUUAAGAGUCUUCUCAUGCUCUAUCUAAGUAGAUGCAAACAGCUUCAAAGGCUUCCUGAGUGGAUAAAUGAACUCAAAUGUCUGCAGUAUCUCAAUAUACUGCAUUGCCACGAUGAUCUGCAGAGUCAUAUGCCGAAGGGAAUAUCAGAGCUGGUGUCUUUGCGGGUACUGAGAUCAGGUUAUUUACGACUCUCUGUUGAAGAUGAUGGAUUGUUAAAGUUGCAGGAUGUCGCCAAAUUAACCCACCUCCAAGUACCAUGCUUAUGGGUUCAGCACGAAAAGGAGUUGAAGAGUAUCGAAGAUGGAAUCCUUGCUCAGCUUCUCAAGAUGCGCGAUCUGUCAAUAGCAUCUGGUUUGUCUACAGAAACGCAUCUACCGCAGAAUAUCACUGCCCUGCAGGAUCUCCAAAUACUUGCGUUGAAAAGAUUUGCAUUCCCGAAUUGGGUGUGUACGGUAAUAAAUUUGAGGCAACUCACAUUAAAAAAUUGUCAUUCUAGCGAUUAUCCGGGAUUAGAAGCAAUGCCUAACUUGAUAAGGUUGAAAUUAGAUGUUAACGAGAGAUGCAGAGAAAUACCAAAGGCGUUUGGAAAGUCAGCCGGGUUUCCCAAGCUACGCUUUCUGAUUAUCAAGGACUUCCCUGUUUUGAAGGAAUUGCCUGAUUUGGAGGAUGGAGCGAUGGGCAUGGUGGAGAUAUUGCAUAUAGUAAAGUGUGGGAGAGUGAAGAAAGUUCCAGAGGGAGUGGAAGGGUUGAGAAAACUAAGGGUGUUCAGGUACGGAGAAACAGGAACGGAUCAAUUUAGAGAGAGUUUGAGGGAAGACGGGGAAGUCUGGAAUAAAAUCAAAGCAAAGAAUCCACAUGUGGACAUAAAGGCUAAAGUAGAAUGGGACUAA